Molecule: messenger RNA, 1005 nt
Organism: Cinclus cinclus
Lineage: Eukaryota; Metazoa; Chordata; Aves; Passeriformes; Cinclidae
Gene: ELMOD1
Product: ELMO domain containing 1
Exons: 11
Coding region: 1-1005 (334 amino acids)
Molecular function (GO): GTPase activator activity
Source: RefSeq, a predicted model, not a curated record
AUGAAACACUUCCUGAGGAUGUUUGUCCAGGUAUGCCUGUACUUCUACUGCAGAUGCUUAUGGCGCUGCCUGAAAUUCGUGGUCAGGAAACUAACAGGUCAAUGUGAAUUGCAAAGGAUCUGUUACAAUACCAAACCUGGAGCUGCCAGAACUAUGAAAAUAGAGGCAUCCCUGAAAGGUUCAAAAAGUAAGCGGCUGCAAACAUCAGUAAAUGUUCACCCUGAUGCUAUUGAAAAAACAAUAGAUGACAUCAUGGAGCUGAAAAGGAUUAAUCCAGAUAUAAAUCCACAGUUGGGAGUGUCUCUUCAGGCAUGCCUGCUGCAGAUUGUGGGGUACAGAAAUCUCAUUGCAGAGGUCGAGAAGCUGCGCCGAGAGCCUUACGAUUCAGAGAAUCCACAGCACGAGGAAAUGCUGCUGAAGUUGUGGAAAUGCUUGAAGCCGAAUUCACCACUGAAAGCUCGGAUUUCGAAGCAAUGGUGUGAAAUUGGUUUCCAAGGUGACGAUCCUAAAACAGACUUUAGAGGAAUGGGUCUCUUGGGCUUAUAUAACUUGGUGUAUUUUGCUGAAUGGGACACUGAGAUAGCUCAGCAAGUUCUCACUGAUUCUCUUCACCCUAAAUACAGGGAAGUCACUAAGAAGGAACUAAGCCAACUUAGCAAAGCUGAAUGGGAGAAGAAAAAGUUUGAUAAGGCAAUUGGCUACUCUUUUGCUAUCGUGGGCAUUAACAUAACAGACCUUGCAUACAACCUGCUGGUGAGUGGGGCUCUGAAGACCCAUUUCUACAAUGUUGCUCCAGAAGCACCAACGCUCACUCACUUUCAGCAGACGUUCUGCUACUUAAUGCAUGAAUUCCACAAAUUCUGGAUUGAUGAGGAUCCACUGGACAUAAUGGAAUUCAAUCGUGUCAGAGAGAAAUUUUACAAACGAAUCUUGAGACAGCUCCAGAACCCAGAGAUGGCUCUGUGUCCUCAUUUUGCUGCAUCAGAAAGUUUAAUCAACAUGUAG